Molecule: messenger RNA, 1164 nt
Organism: Adineta ricciae
Lineage: Eukaryota; Metazoa; Rotifera; Eurotatoria; Adinetida; Adinetidae
Source: the annotation of a GenBank genome assembly
AUGAAUAAUCUUCAAGAUACAAUCACCAAAGACAAACAUGGCGAUUACCUUGCCACCACAUCCAAUCCAGUUAAUACCGAUCCUCAAUAUAUGGGCGAUUAUCCACCUCCCAAAUUCACUACAUCAAAAAUACCUGAUCUUCCUCCACCGACGCAGUCAACAACUGAGUCUCCGGCAAUCAAUCGUCCACCAAAAUCGCCCGGUGAAGCUUUAGGACCAUUUUUUCAAUUCAUAACAACCGAUUUAAACCGAAUGCUAUGGAUCGGAAGUGCGUUAGUCUUUCGACAUGUCUCCUAUGUACAACCACAUAUUGAAUUCUUGUGUGGAAAUGAUAUGUCGAUUAAUUACAAUUGGGAAAUCCUAUACGAAAAUAUCUUUGAUUUACGUGCUUAUCGAGUGAACAUUUUUAUUCGUAUUCCACCGGGUGAAAACGACGAACAGGUUUCCUGGAAGAUCGAUUGGGGUGAAAAAGUUACAACUGGACAGUUUUACAUUGCUCAAUUCAAUCAAAAAUGGCGUGGAGGAUUCUUUUCCUGCAAUGGUUUUGACGCUACUGUUACUGAAGAUAUUGCGUCGGAUUUAACUUAUUCUAACGUUUGGAAUCAUCUGUUGUCCGUCCACAAGGAGAAGCCAUUUCAUGUGCUACUAUGGGGUGGCGAUCAAAACUAUAUCGAUUUUAUCUUCGAAGAUAUUCCGUUCUUACGCGCUUGGGUUAACAUGGAAUGGAAUCAAAAAUGGACAACAGAUUUUCGUCAAGAUUUACAAGAUCAAGUCGAACAAUAUCAUUUCAACACGUAUGCAGAAAAUUGGAAUCGAAGAGAUGAAGUUCGAAAUGCUCUCUCAUCAAUUCCAAGUCUAAUGACGUGGGAUGAUCAUGAUAUAUUCGAUGGAGCGGGAUCGUACCCACCACUAAUUCACGAUAGUCCAAUGAUGAUGGGUCUAUUUCACUCCGCGCAAAAGAUGAGACUUUUAUUUCAACAUCAUACGACUUUAGCUAAAGCGCGACAACAUUAUCUAUUUGGAUACCAAGGAUACAAUUUCUUUGCUCAAUGUGGUCCGAAUUUGGUUAUUAUUGGCACAGAUGGUCGAAGUGAACGAACGACUGAACGAGUGCAUGAGGAAAAAACUUGGCAAAUGAUUUAUAACCAAUUAGAAACUGNGUAA